Messenger RNA from Aspergillus alliaceus, 837 nucleotides. RefSeq lists its product as uncharacterized. Gene Ontology annotation, molecular function: aspartate kinase activity; homoserine dehydrogenase activity. The coding region runs from base 1 to 837 and encodes 278 amino acids. Lineage: Eukaryota; Fungi; Ascomycota; Eurotiomycetes; Eurotiales; Aspergillaceae. The record is from RefSeq and is a predicted model, not a curated record. Gene Ontology annotation, biological process: aspartate family amino acid biosynthetic process; L-homoserine biosynthetic process. The transcript is spliced from 6 exons.
AUGGCUGCCUCUCCUGAGGAAGUUAGCAUUGCCGUGAUUGGCAAGUCCUGGCGGAGUUGGAGCAUGCUUCCUCAAAGAGCUGUCAUACUUAAGAAAGUAGGGCCCUUCCCCUUGUCUCCGCCUCCGCUACAUCGCCAUCAAAUCGAUAUCAACACCGCCCUUGAGACACUCAAAGUCAAGACUACCUCGCCGCCGCCCCCGUCCAAGGUAGCCCUCGUCGACAACACCGGUGCCAACAGCCUCGCAGAAGCCUACCCACUCUUCCUCCACAUCUUCAGUUCAGCGUCAUCCGGACGCUCUUACUUUUUCCAUGAAUCCUCCGUCGGCGCCGGCCAGCCGGUGAUUUCAGCCCUGAAAGAUCUCAUCCCCCACCGCGGCACGAUGUCCCUCCUCUUCAACUAUUUCGCACCGACAGAAGGACAAGGUGAGGAGCGGUUGGUUGCAGUCCGGAAAGCCAAGCAGCUAGGAUACACGGAACCUGAUUCUCUCGACGAUCUCAAUGGCCUCGACGUCGCUCGCAAGCUCACCAUUCCCGGCCGGCUGGCGGGUCCGCCUAUCGAAUUCCCGACUUCGUUCCCUGCGCAGAGCUUGAUUCCCCAGGAGUUACAGAACAUGUCCAGCGGCAACGAGUUCCUUGACCGUCUCCACGAGUUUGACGAGCAGAUGGAGGCGCAUAAGGCGGCGGCUGAAAGGGAGGGCAAGUAUGUGCGCUUCGUUGGCGGCGUUGAUAUGGCUUCGAAGGAGGCCAAGGUGGGGAUCGAGUCGCUUGAUUGUUCGCAUCCUAUCGCGGCUCUGCCAGGAAGUGAUAAUAUUAUUAGCUGCUACACAAAGCGAUAA